Messenger RNA from Panicum virgatum (switchgrass), 1831 nucleotides. RefSeq lists its product as uncharacterized. The transcript has 3 exons. The coding region runs from base 1373 to 1699 and encodes 108 amino acids. NCBI's taxonomy places the organism in Eukaryota, Viridiplantae, Streptophyta, Magnoliopsida, Poales, Poaceae. The record is from RefSeq and is a predicted model, not a curated record.
GCCGUUAAGGCUCUCUACAGGAGUACAUGUCAGCAUUUCCACAUAAAAAAACAAAGAGAAAAGACCAUGUCGCUACAUCAAGCGAGAGCCGAUAGCACAGUUUCCAAAUACAGCGGGUCCCACCAUGAGCAAUUCACCACGUCUCUCUUCUCUCUUCCCCCUUCGCAUCCUUCCUCGCUGCCUCCAUACCUGGUCCGCCAUGGCCAAGCUAGGUGUUGCUGGUGUCUGGCCGAGAGCUCGCGGCGCUUGAGGACGUUGACGGGGACGUGGGACUCGGAGGAUGCGGACAAGCAUCGCUGGCGGCCUCCAGCACAGCUGAGCUCGAGGUGCUCAUCGCGGUCAGCGGGGUGAGCGAUAACAGGAGCUGAGCGGCAAGGCAGGGAGGGAACGGCAGCGCGGGCGUGGAGCAGGAGCGGCCGGAGGGAGCGGCAUCGGUAGCACGGGCCCAUAGCUGCUGGCGGGCGCGGCGUCGACAGCGCAGGUACCGAGCUCCCGCCUGGGCACGCGAAGGAGGAGGGUUGCCGAAGCUCGCGUGCCACCGCCGGAGCGUGGAGGAGCCGGCGACGCCGGAGCUCAUGGCGCAACACUGAUUUGCCGUCGCGCAGAUGCGCAAGCAGACGAAGAGCGUGGGACAUGGGUGGUCGGAGUUGAAGGUGGAGGUGGCUGCCGGCGUGAGGAAGAUGGGCAGAUGAGGGAGCUAGAGAGCAAAUGAGGGGGAUGAAGAUUAAAAAAUCGUGACUCGUGGGACCCACUGAGAUGGGAUGUAGUCAAUCUGUUGGGUGCAUAAUCUAUAGACACUCUCUAUAGUUGAGUUGGAUGAGUUAAAGAGAGCUUGAUCUCUACAACCGUUGCGGAUGCCCUAACAAAUCUCUUUUUUUGAAAAGCUGUUUCGCUGAGAAGUUCCAACAAUUACCGAGCUACUAUUGUUGUUGUAACUUCAUAUUCCUACUCCACAUUGUAUUCCUCACUAGGUGAAUUUAAUUCUAACAGCUACUUAUGUUAUGUUAUAUGAUAUUUACAGAGUGCCCUUUCCACAGGUAAUAUGGGAGUUGACAGAUUUCUUCACUGCCUGUUUCCACCAAAGGGAAAGCUUCAUUUCAUUUAUGCCAAGUUAGCAAAUCAUAUCUCAGCCUUGCCACCUUCUCAUUUACGAAGCUCUAUUUCGGGAUCUCACCUCCCAUCGCAGCGACCUGUUACGCACCGGCUUAUAUCGCCUCCAGGUGAUUCUUCUAUCAGUUGUCCUCUCCAAUGCAAAUUGCAAACUCUCCGUGCAUUCAUGGUGUGGCGAUUUUUUCUGCCUAUAGUGUCACUGUUUCGGUACUCAUCUGUAAGGCUACUACCUACUAAUGCCUGAAUCAGGCUGCCUGAUCCAAUGGCGAUUUUUUUUCUGCCUGCCCCUGUUCGCUGUGCUGGUACUGGAGGCUGCUGCUGGAGUGGUGUGAGAGAAAAAUAUUGCUGGCUGGUUGGUGGCUGGAGGCUGCUGCUGGAGUGGUGUGAGAGGAAAACAAUGUUGGCUGGUGCUGGAGCAGAACAGCCGAACAGGGUUUGGUCUAAGGGCUGCAUAGUAGAUGCCUUUUUGAGUUACAUGUUCUAUUGUGUAAUGCAGGCCUACAGCAGGACUCCUUUCCCAGUAUCAGUUGCUUCAAGUGCAAAGACAGUACAUUUCUGCGUCUUUUAUUCAGCACAUAUGCAAAAUUAGUAUCUUUCUGCCAUCAAUGGCUGCCAUCAAAAUAUAACAUUAUGAACAAGCUGUCUACACAUCGUACAAAACUAAAUGUUACGUUUGAAUGACAAUUGCCUGAUAUAUACCACCUUUGCCACUGCACCUAAA